This is a messenger RNA of Musa acuminata AAA Group (dessert banana), 423 nucleotides long. RefSeq lists its product as uncharacterized. Gene Ontology annotation, molecular function: nucleic acid binding. Lineage: Eukaryota; Viridiplantae; Streptophyta; Magnoliopsida; Zingiberales; Musaceae. The transcript has a single exon. The coding region runs from base 1 to 423 and encodes 140 amino acids. The record is from RefSeq and is a predicted model, not a curated record.
AUGAAUCGAGCAAUUCUAGAGGGCCUCAGGAGGAGAACCUCGGGCGUGCAUGGAACCUGGGUAGACGAGCUGCUGAGCGUUCUAUGGGCGAUGCAGACAACCCCGAAGACGGCUUCAGGCGAAUCCCCAUUCAGCCUUGCGUUCGGGACCGAAGCGGUCCUCCCGCCCGAGAUGGUGUUCUCGACCUUUCGCACCUCGGGUUACAAGCAAGAUGAUUCUGAGGAAGGCCUAAGAGCGCACUUAGACCUCCUCGAGGAAAGGAGGGCCAAGGCCCACCUGCGCACCCUAGCCUAUAAAAAGGCUGUAGCGCGAAUAUACAAUCAAAGAGUCCGUCCCCGUCCAAUCAAGAUCAGAGACCUCGUCCUCCGAAAGGCAGAGAUAACCGACCCGACCCGGACGGGGGGCAAGCUCGCACCCAACUAG